Messenger RNA from Rhipicephalus sanguineus (brown dog tick), 4051 nucleotides. RefSeq names its product speckle-type POZ protein. Gene Ontology annotation, molecular function: ubiquitin protein ligase binding. Gene Ontology annotation, cellular component: nucleus; cytoplasm. Gene Ontology annotation, biological process: regulation of proteolysis; proteasome-mediated ubiquitin-dependent protein catabolic process. The record is from RefSeq and is a predicted model, not a curated record. NCBI's taxonomy places the organism in Eukaryota, Metazoa, Arthropoda, Arachnida, Ixodida, Ixodidae. The transcript has 4 exons. Bases 308 to 1384 code for a protein of 358 amino acids.
GCAGUAUUUUGUGCGCGAAGAGUCGCCGUUUCUAUUUUGUUACAGUUUUGUGCUCAUAUCCACGUCGCGCAUUCGGGCUGGCACUUCGUACUUGUGCAAAUCCACCCUCUGCGUUCAAGCGCCCACCCCUCCAGUCGUAAAUAGCUCCGGGGCCUCUCCGAGAGAAAAUUCGAUUGCUGCGAUGCGCGCCGUCCUGCUUUUCGGUCGUUUACGACGUUCUGAUUUGUGAUCGUCAGUAUUGAUCAGUUGAACUGAGUCACCUUCGGUCAUCAUACGUCCCUUCUGUGCUCCACUUUGCUCGGAACCAAUGGAGGCAGGGCAAGGCCCUGCUCAGGAUCGGGCUGCGGGGGCGACUCCGAAGACGUCGCUGAGCUGCCGGACGUCUUCGACCAGCCGCAUAAACACCGAAUGCAUCUCGCACCACUGGACCAUCGAGAACUUCAGCAAAUGCCAGUUCUUCCAGAGCGGCACUUUCUUCAGCGAAGAGUUCCCGAAGGAUUCGUCACUGGUGCGCCUCAAGCUUCGGUUGGAUCUGACAAAGGACUAUGCAUCCAUCUGUGUGGUGCCCUUCCAUGGGAUGCAGGGGCGCAACUGUGUGUACACGCUGACGCUUCUCGGUGAGGCUGGACGGCCCGUGCAGCGCUACUUCCACAACGGCUUCCACACGCUCUACCGCGGCAGCACAAACUACUUGGGCAUUGAGCUCUGCAAAGCGUUUCUCUACAACCGCGAGAAUAAGUGCAUCCACGGCGAUGCCUUGAGCAUUCUGUUCGAGGUGGAGUUCCUUGCAGACAGCACCAACACGCCCAUCAAGCGCACGGACAUCCCUGUCAGCCCGCUGCUCAAGAACUUGGCGGGCCUGCUGGAAGACAAGAGCUUUGGCAAUGUGCAGCUGACGGUGCAGCAGCGGAACCUGUAUGCCCAUCGCGACGUCUUAAUGCUCUCAUCGCCCGUGUUUGGCGCCAUGUUCUCGCAUCCCACCAAGGAGUCACAAGAGCAGGUAAUCCACCUGCCAGACCAAUCUUUUGACGCCAUGCGUGAGAUGCUGCUCUUUAUCUACACGGGCGAGGUUCCGAAUCUGGACAAGGUUGCCGAAGACCUGUAUGUGGCUGCAGACAAGUACUCUAUGAGUGAACUGAAGACUCUCUGUGGAGACUACUUGGGUUCAAACUUGACUGUAGAGAGGGCAGCCGAUGCGUUUGUCCUCUCUAACAUGUACAGCGACGCCGAGCUGUCGCGCAGCAUUGCUCGCUUUAUCGCAGACCACCUGGUGGCUGUGCAAAGGACUGCUGGCUGGAAGAACAUCUGGGGCAAACCUGACAUCACUGAGCGACUGUUUAUGCUCAUUGCUGACAUUGGCAAUACCCUUGAGUCAGCCACAUAGUGUGUUGCUGACAAUGAGGUGUAUCACAUGCAUUUUGCUCCACUCGUCAGUGUGGGUUGUGGAAUGACGUCGAGCGCGGAAUCUUCCUUAGGAUCUACACUAAAGGCGGAAAUUCGCGCUUAUGUGUCCGCAUAUGCCGUCGUCUUUUACUCGGUGUGUUCUGAUGAAAAUUGAAUAACCAUUCUUUUGUCAAGCUAGGCAUGCGUUCUGAACAAAUAAAAGAACAUGUGCAGGCUUUGUUGAUACCUAUGUUCAAAGCAUGUCAUUUGUGGUGAUGUCAGGUUAUGCUCGUGGCUGAUGUUGGCUGCUGCCAUGAGUCAGCUAUUUAGGUCUAUCCAUGGGAGACCUUUUGCCUGGUUGCAUGGUGGCGGGCAGUGUGAUGCAGAUAAGCCAAAUGCAGAAAUUUGCGCAGUGUAAAUAGCUUCAAAUGCUUCCACUCCAGGUGUACUCUGAAUUUGUGAAAAGCUUACUCCGCUGACUUUUGUUGAAUUGGUUGAGCAGCAACUGGAGCUCUGUGCUGGCUCUUUUGAGGUCAGGAUGAUUGAGGCAAGGUUAGGUAUUGCGGCACACUUGUCACUGACAUUGGCAAAGCCCUUAUUUAAGCCAGCAACAUGUGUUGUAAUUUGUGAGAAUAAUCUGCCAGUACUUUACUGCACUGACACACACCAUGUUGGAGUUUUUCGAAGUUGUGCCAAGUUGAAAGUUGUAUGCAGUGGGAAAUUUUCACUCCAGGUAUUUCACUUUGUGCACUAACCAAAGCUAGAACUUACACACGACCAUCUUUGAUGGAACCAGCAGUCAAUACAUUCAACUAUUAUAAUAGUAUACGUUGCCUUUGCAGAGACGUUGAGGGCAAAGUCUGUGAUUGUGAGUAGAAGCAACAUUGAGUACAGAGCGGUGUGAGAUGUUGCCAUGUGUUUGCUGAUGCUGUGACAUAAAAGUGAGAGCAAGAAAUGAAAGCUGGGCAUGUUAGUACACGUUAAGCUUUAUAGUGAAACGCCAAUAAAGGACAACAAAAAAGCAAACAUGGGCACUCCUCACAACUAUGUAACAUAACUUGCUUGUUGUGUGUAAUGUUCGUGUUUGUUUUCACUUCUAUGUUCAUAUUGGCGCUUUGUUCUGAUGCUGCAGGUGACAGUGAGAAAGGUGGCUUCCUCUCUGUGUACUUUAGACGUACCACCGAAAAGGGUUGCUGUUGAUUAUGUCUUGCAACUCUUCUGCAGUUUCCUAUAUAUUUCUUUUCAAUUUGUAUAUAUGUUGUGUUAGCCUUGAAGUGUUUGUGGUUGAUGUGGCUGGGGGCUAAGUUGCAGGAGCUAGGCAGCAGCACUGAUGCAGAAACACUGAAAGCAUGUUUUUGAUGUUUCAGAACUGACAUACCAACUGUCCGCUUGCGCGCAUGCCAAAAGAGCGGGUUAAUCCAGUCACGUCACUUUUGUGGAAAAACCGACUAAGUGUAAUGGCGUGUUCCCACACACUGUGUUGACACUGUGUAGCUGCCAAUGAAACAAUUGUAAGCAUUGUGCUACUUGUGUGCGCCACUGAGUAAAGGCAGUGCCGAGUGUUAAAAACCCACACUGCGGACCAAGUCUCGGUAGUAAUCGUAGCGUUCUCACAUUUUGCAACAUUUGAGGAGUCCUACAAACACACCAUAAUUUUGAUUUUGAUGUUGCUGCACACAGGAUUAAUGUUGAUGUCUUAGUAACAUUAAACUUUUUCAACAUCAUGUACAACUCAACUGCUCUUGUGCAGUUAAUGCGAGCAGUGAGCAAGUUGUGAUGUUGGUACGCCGUGUGGAAAUGAAUAGCGACUUGUGCCCUGCGUUUCAGAGGUUUUGUCUUAUUGAACCAAAUAUGGGUAAUUUUAGUAAUUUGAAAUAUUGUAUUUGUCUGCACUUUCAAUGUAGAUGGUAUUGUAGGUUGCACUAGUUUGCUCACCUGUCGCAUUAUGGUUGUUGCGUACAAAUGUGGCCACGAGGAUGGGCCAAGAGACUGUGUUACUUGUUUGUCAAAGCUGUCUAAGCCGAGAGACGGUUUAAGAAUGGCCAUAGUACUGUGAAAGUAACCGUGAAGUAUUACCGUGAAAGUGUUUCUGUUGCACACGCUGUAAAGCACUGUGAUCCAGCAUGUCCGGUGGGAUGAAGGUGUUAGUCUUGCACAGUCUUUCAGUUUUCUUUGGCACCUGCUGCAUAACUUCAUCUAUUUGCCAACUGGUGUAUGUACAAAAAGGUGGCCUUGCCUAGCUUUAGCAACCACUCCAAAGUAAAUAAAGGGGCACAUGCAGGUGGCACCCAGAUAGCGAUGCAAGAUCAAUGGGCUAUGUAUUUUCCACUGAAUUGGCAAAUCUCCUUUGGCAUAUAUUUACGUAGCUCGGCAAUGUAUUUAAUGUUCCUCACCGUACACACUAAGGUCAGAUCAGGGUGCUGCAAUGCUUGUUUGCUUGGAUGCUCAAGUCGUAGAGGCCAAAGGUAUUUUAUGUGUUUUUGAGUAUCUAGAGAGUGCAUUUGUCAUGGGCACGUCUUCACUGUGCACAAAACUGUGGUGUUGCUUGCAACAUUCUAGUGCAAAUGUACAUACCUGAAAUAGUGGUUUGAACUAACCAUUAUCUUGCGAGUAGUAUUUAUCUAUGUCAUUGUAUUCAUUGUAAUAAAAGGAGAUGUGAUAGACUAUA